Messenger RNA from Triticum turgidum subsp. durum (durum wheat), 1245 nucleotides. NCBI's taxonomy places the organism in Eukaryota, Viridiplantae, Streptophyta, Magnoliopsida, Poales, Poaceae. The record is from the annotation of a GenBank genome assembly.
AUGGCGAUGAAGCGCAAGUUGUCCCCCACAGAGGCUGACUUCGCCGCGGACGACCACCACCAGCCCGACACCGCCAGCGUCACGACGGCGACAGGGCCGGAACCAUGGGCAGCGACGGUCGGCGCCGCGGCGGCUGCACAGCGGGCUCGGAAGCGCUUCGUGGGCGUCCGGCAGCGGCCGUCGGGGCGGUGGGUGGCGGAGAUCAAGGACACCAUCCAGAAGAUCCGGGUGUGGCUCGGCACCUUCGACACCGCCGAGGAGGCUGCCCGCGCCUACGACGAGGCCGCGUGCCUCCUCCGCGGCGCCAACACCCGCACCAACUUCUGGCCCCGCGCAGCGGCCCCCGCGGCCGCCUCGGACGGCCACGGCGGGGCAGGGUUGGCCGAGAACCAUGGCCACCUCCACCACCACACGCCGCCGCCAUCGGCUCUCCCCUCCAAGGUCACCAACCUCCUCCUCCUCCGCCUCAAGAGAGCGCGCAGCAUCAGCGACGAACACCACAUUAGUGCAAGUGCCACUGCGCAAGAAGCACUUGGGCAGCAGCAGCAAGACCAAGAGGAGUACGGCGCCGGCAACUUCCACGUCGACGACUUCCUCAGCUACGACUCGAACGUCGACGAGCAUGGCGUCGUGAAAUACGAGGAGGACUUCCAUUGCCCUCGAGACGCGGAUGAUGAGGAAGAGGAUGUGUCCGAGGAGGAGGAAGAAGCGCCUCUGGACUUCGGGUUCAUGGACGCGCACCCGUCUCCCCCAGGGGACGUCGGCGACGCGGGGCUUUUCGCACCGUUCGAGAUGAUGGCGGCGGAGAUCGGCGGGGCGGUGGAGGCGGAGGCAGAGGCUUCGGAGUACGGCGGUGGCGAGAACGAGAACUCGGCGGCAAUCCACGAGGUGAUGAAGAGAAUGAAGUACGAGCGGAAGAUCUCUGCCUCGCUCUACGCGCUCAGCGGCGUGUCCGAGUGCCUCCGCCUGCGCCUAGGCAACUCCGGCGCCGUCGGCCACGGGCUGGCGCUCUCCGGUCUCAGGGAUGCGUGCAUGAGGAAGCGGCAGGAACAAAAUCAAGAAGCGGUGGUAGAUUGCGUUGAGGGAGGCCACGAGGAAAGCUCGAGCAGCAACAGCAGCUCGUCGUCUGAGGUAGCGAGCUGUUCGCCGGAGGCGGUGAUCUCGUCGCCGAACGCCGAUGCCGUCGACAGCGAUGUGGUGAUGUGGAGCUCCUUUGACCUGGCUCCCAUCUGCUUCAUGUCAUAA